This is a messenger RNA of Colletotrichum higginsianum IMI 349063, 654 nucleotides long. Its product is annotated as Ribosomal protein. NCBI's taxonomy places the organism in Eukaryota, Fungi, Ascomycota, Sordariomycetes, Glomerellales, Glomerellaceae. The transcript is spliced from 3 exons. Gene Ontology annotation, molecular function: structural constituent of ribosome; RNA binding. Gene Ontology annotation, cellular component: large ribosomal subunit. The record is from RefSeq and is a predicted model, not a curated record. Gene Ontology annotation, biological process: translation. The coding region runs from base 1 to 654 and encodes 217 amino acids.
AUGUCGAAAAUUACGGUCGCCAACGUCCGCACUCAGGUUGCUGAGUUGCUCGAGUACUCCCUCGAGACCAAGAAGCGCAACUUCCUUGAGUCUGUCGAGCUCCAGAUCGGCCUCAAGAACUAUGACCCCCAGCGUGACAAGCGUUUCUCCGGCACCGUCCGCCUGCCCAUCGUUCCCCGCCCGAACAUGAGCAUCUGCAUUCUCGGUGACCAGCACGAUAUCGACCGUGCCAAGCACGGCGGUGUUGACGCCAUGUCCGCCGACGACUUGAAGAAGCUCAACAAGAACAAGAAGCUCAUCAAGAAGCUCGCUCGCAAGUACGACGCCUUCGUCGCCUCCGAGACCCUCAUCAAGCAGAUUCCCCGUCUCUUGGGUCCCGGUCUGUCCAAGGCCGGCAAGUUCCCCACCCCCGUCUCCCACGCCGACGACCUCUCUGGCAAGAUCAACGAGGUCAAGUCCACCAUCAAGUUCCAGCUGAAGAAGGUUCUCUGCAUGGGUGUCGCCGUCGGCAACGUCGGCAUGACCCAGGAGCAGCUGAUCGCCAACAUCAUGCUGGCCAUCAACUACCUCGUCUCCCUGCUGAAGAAGGGCUGGCAGAACGUUGGUAGCCUUACCAUCAAGGCUACCAUGUCCCCCCCCAAGCGCCUCUACUAA